UCGGCCAUUUUACCUUCGGCAAAGAUCGUAGGCUUCGGGUCGGGCUCUCGUUGUUGCUUUUCUGACAAGCGUAAAAACUUUUCAUCAACAGCCGCCAUUUUGACCAAUUUCUGGAGGGGAAAAUCGUGGAUUUCUUUCGUCCUCGGCGUUCGCUUUCUGGAUCCAAUCGGCUCGUGGUCCACCCGAGGAAUCAAACAGCACCUAUGGCUCCGAUUUGGAGGGUAUUUGGACCGCUAGGAAGGUAAAACGUUUGGCAGCGAAAGGCUUCCCGACGCCCGAGGAAUAUUGUUUUUGUGGCUGUGGAAUUACGGCGAUAUUUUGAUGAUCCUGGGCCGUAUCAGACCGCCUAGUCCGCCCAGAGAUCAUCAGAAUCUGCUGAAAAUCUCUCUGCUGAAUGUUUGAAAUCAUGGGAAUCAGCCAACAACCACGUUAAAGGUCUGAUUUUCCCGCAACAAGUUCUAGCUGUUCUCGGACCUUGGGCGAACCCCCUCAUAAUGGCCGAUCAACUUGUGGACGGGCCGCCGACCAAGCGGCAGAAAACGUCCUCACCAACGAUCACGCCUACCGAUAAUAAUUCAGAAUUUUUCGGAAAAUUAUUGGACCAGCUAGGUGGGGAGCUUCCAGAUGAACUGGACACGACGUCAGGAACCGACGGGCUUGCCAAUAUCAACGGGACUGCGGGAAACGAUGCGGGACCGCACCAACAGCCGCCGCCGCCCCAACAAGCGGCACAGCCCGCCAACCAGUCUAAUGACUCUACGGUACAGAGGCAUCAGCAGCUCUCCCAGCUUUUACAGGGAAACACUCCUGGCAGCUUGUCCACGCAAAAUGUAACGAACUCCUCUGGUCCAAAUUCUACUGCAAGUCCGCAGCAAAAUCACCAGACUUCAAACCAAACACCACAGACUCAGGGCCAGCCCUGUGCUAGUAGCCCAAACGUUGCAAACGCCAAUACUAUGCGAAGCCCCUUGUCCAAUAAUUUACAAUCACCACCAAGUUCUGUGGGGUCCAAUGCAUCAGGGACGCCUUCUUCCAUGUCAUUCACAAUGAGCAGUGACUCCUCAAUUAGUACCACAAGUAUAGCAAAUAGUAUAGCUUCGAAUACUCCAAACCUGAACUCAAUAAACCCCUCCCAAAUGAUGAACUCUGUUAGUUUAGGGAUGGUCUCGUCAGGACAGCACAAUCAGAUAAUGAACGGUCCUCUCAUGGCCACCAGUCAAAAUGCCAUGGGACCUGGCAUGAACAGAAAUGUGGUCAGUUCUGCUGGAAUAGGAAAUAUGCUCAAUUCCAUGUCCCCUGGACACUCACCGCAGAUGACCCCCAACAUGGGAACACACCCAGCCGUGGUCAACUCAGGUGGACAAAUGAAGGUCCCAAGGUUGGACCAGAACUACCUGGGACAGCAGCCAACCACCAGCAGUAGUCCAUACAACCAUCCCUUCCCAUCCCCUAUGUCUGUUGGGUCUUCCGUCCCUGCCUCCUCCCCCCUUUCCCUGUCCCUGUCCAACUCCAUGUUUAUGUCAGCUUUUUUCAGUCAAAUUCCCUCUACUGCCCCUGUGCCAGGCCCUAAUGUGAUGUCCUCGGUCGGCACCCCCAACAUGGUAAGGGCGAUGGCCCCUGCCCAAGUGCCACCACAAGGUGUGACAGCACCAACAGCAGACCCAGAGAAACGCAAGCUCAUUCAGCAACAACUGGUUCUCCUUUUGCACGCGCACAAGUGCCAGCGACGGGAACAGUCGGCUGUGAAUGGCGAAGUGCGGACCUGCCAACUUCCCCACUGUCGGACCAUGAAGAAUGUCCUGACUCACAUGACUCACUGCCAGGCAGGGAAGAACUGCCAAGUGGCACAUUGCGCAUCAUCCAGACAAAUCAUCUCCCAUUGGAAGAAUUGUACAAGAAGCGACUGUCCUGUUUGUCUACCACUCAAAAAUGUAUCCAGUAGAAAGGAAGUGCAGGCCAGCAUGGGGCUGACUGCACAGCUCCCCCAGCUGACCCACACACAGACGUCGUCAGCGACCGGCCUGCCCGGCGUGCCGCAGCAACCCCAGCCUCCGCCGCAGCCGGCCGGGCCCCAGCCGCAGCCACAGCCGCAGCAGCAACAGAUCGACCACACUUCCAUGCAGCGUGCCUAUGCUGCUCUAGGACUGCCAUAUAAUCAGAACAAUCCACCCAACAGAGCCAGAAGUAUGCAGCUGGGCCAGCAGCAGGGUCUGGGGCCAGGUGGACCAGGGAACCUGAACGGUGGGCCAUCACUGGGAGCGGAGCUGAGUGCCAUGCAGAGGCAGCAGACCUCCCUUUUUCACAGUCUGGACUCCUCUGGCAAUGUGACCAUCCAGCAGCAGCCGCCUAAGAGAGUCCAGCCAUGGCACCAACAUGUCACACAGGACCUGAGAAACCACCUUGUGCAUAAGUUAGUACAAGCCCUCUUUUCUUCCUUCUGCAGAGUCCAGGCUAUCUUCCCUACCCCUGACCCCGCUGCGCUCAAGGACAGGCGGAUGGGCAAUCUCGUCGCGUACGCAAGAAAAGUGGAGGGCGACAUGUAUGAAACGGCCAACAGCCGGGAGGAAUAUUAUCAUCUACUAGCAGAGAAGAUCUACAAGAUUCAGAAGGAGUUGGAAGAGAAGCGACAUCGGCGGCUGCAGGAACAACAGCUCCGGGGCACAGGUCCGGCACAGGCUGCUGCUGCCAUGGUGCCAGGAGCUGCUCCAGGCAUUCAAGCUGCACCCAGGCCUCAAGUUGACUUAGCAACAGGGAUUGCUGCCAAUCUGGCUGCAAUAGGGCCCAAUCAGCAGACCCAAGGAACACCACAGCCGUUCCUACCCAACACACCGCAGCAGGGCCAACAGUCCGGCUUCCCCAGCGGGAAUGUGUCGCUCAACACCAGCAUGAGCAGCCUGCUGCCCAACGUCCAGAACAUGACGGCACAACAACAACAACAACAAGCCACGUCUCUGGGACAGGUACUGGCUGCUGUACGUGACAUCUCCAAGAAGUUACUGCCAGCAUCAGGCCCUAGUCCACAGCCCAUCAACAGGCCAACACCUCCUGUCCAGCAGCCAACACCCACACAGCCACAGAUGGAGCAGUCCAACAAGAUGGGCCAGCAAGGACCACAGCCAACUGCUCCAAUGCAGCAGCAGCAGCAACAACAACAACAACAACAGCAGCAAGGGAUACAGCCAGGUCAGCAGACAACUCCUCAUCAGACUCCGCCUCGUCCUGGGUCAGCCACACCCACCUCUCAGCCCCAACCAGUGCAGACUGUCGCUCCACCUGCACCUCUGGACGAAAACCAGCAGGCCCCACCUAACGUGGUGGCUCCGCCCGGCACCACAAUUCCAACCACUGUGGCGAGCAGUACCGUGACAUCGGCGGCCACCACCACGACCAUGACAACCACGUCACAGGUAGGAGAUGGGGUCCAGCCGAUGGAGACCUCCCAGUCAGCCGUCACUGUUAAACAGGAGGCUGCACCGCGAGUACUUGCUCAGCAACAACCGUCAGAACAACAGCAGGCUGACAUAAAGACAGAAGUGAAGACAGAGCAGGUGAUGGGGACUGCCUCCUGUAAGGAUGGUUCAGGUGCAGGAGUGAAGACAGAGGCUAAAUCUCCUGGCGGCAUGUCGAUAAAACAGGACACACAGUCGCCCAGUCCAGCUGCAGUCCAGCAGGACUCUGGAGAUGGCCCACCCAAACCUCCUCUCAUCAGAAGACCCAACCCUAAUAAAGACUUUCCAAACAAGAAAGUGUUUAAGCCAGAUGAGCUGCGCCAGGCCCUGAUGCCCACCCUGGAGAAGCUGUACCGACAGGACCCGGAGUCCCUUCCCUUCAGGCAGCCUGUGGAUCCCAAGCUGCUGGGCAUCCCUGUAAGUCAGGGGUUGCGAGUUCCUAAGGACUACUUUGACAUUGUGAAACACCCUAUGGACCUUUCUACCAUCAAGAGAAAACUGGACACAGGGCAGUACAAGGACCCCUGGGAAUACUGUGAUGAUGUAUGGCUGAUGUUUGACAAUGCCUGGCUGUACAACCGCAAAACUUCCAGGGUUUACAAGUACUGCUCUAAGCUUGCUGAGGUUUUUGAGCAGGAGAUUGACCCUGUGAUGGCCAACCUUGGCUUCUGUUGUGGAAGGAAGUAUGUGUUCCAACCACAAGCUCUCUAUUGCUAUGGCAAAUCGGUGUGUACUAUUCCAUGGGGAGCCAGGUACUGGACAUAUGAGAACCGUAACCCCACUGCUGGCCUUCUGUCUGACAGGUACCACUACUGUCAGAAAUGUUUUGGUGAGAUCGGCGGAGACACUGUCACACUGGGGGAUGACCCAAGCCAGGCUCAGAGCACAAUACCCAAGAGCUCCUUUGAAGAAAAGAAGAAUGAUGUCCUGGAUCUUGAACCGUUCGUGGAGUGUACAGAAUGUGGUCGGAAGAUGCAUCAAAUUUGCGUCACGUAUCAUGAGAACAUCUGGCCACAGGGGUACCAGUGUGAUGCUUGCUUGAAGCAGACGGGGAAGAAGAGAAAAGAAAACAAGUACACAUCAAAGAGGUUACAGACCACGAAGCUGGGGACUUUUCUAGAGAACAGAGUCAACACCUACUUACGAGAACGCUGUGUAGAAGCAGGGGAGGUUACGAUUCGAGUUGUGCAUGUGUCUGACAAGAUGGUGGAAGUCAAGCCGGGGAUGAAAAACAAGUUUGUGGACAGUGGGGACAUGCCUGAACAGUUUCCCUACAAAGCCAAGGCUCUGUUUGCUUUCGAGGAGAUUGAUGGGGUGGAAGUAUGCUUCUUUGGGAUGCAUGUACAGGAGUACGGCUCUGACUGUCCCCAACCCAACCACAGGAGAGUCUACAUUUCCUACUUGGACAGUGUGCACUUCUUCAAACCUCGUAACCUGAGGACAGCAGUGUAUCAUGAGAUCCUUAUAGGCUAUUUGGACUACGUCAAGAAAUUAGGAUAUACCAUGGGCCACAUCUGGGCCUGCCCUCCCAGCGAAGGUGAUGACUAUAUAUUCCACUGCCAUCCACCUGAACAGAAGAUCCCCAAACCCAAACGACUCCAAGAGUGGUACAAGAAAAUGUUGGACAAGGCUGUUGCUGAGGGUGUGGUCAAAGAUUACAAGGACAUCCUGAAACAAGCAACAGAAGAUGGGGUGAGCAUGGCUAAUGAGCUGCCAUACUUUGAGGGGGAUUUCUGGCCCAAUGUCCUGGAGGAGAGCAUCAAGGAGAUUGACCAGGAAGAAGAAGAGGAAAGACGAGCCCAGGAAGCCGCUGCUGCUAUUGCACAGGAGUCCAAUGGAGACCAGUUCAUUGGCUUCGGUGCUCUGCAAGGCAAUGGAGACAAAAAGAAGGGGAAGAAGAACAAAGGAAGCAAGAGCAAAAGUAAGAGCAGCUCCAACCGGAAGAACAACAAGAAGUCGAACUUUCCCAACCAGGGAAACAACCUGUCUCAAAAGCUCUUCCAAACCAUGGAGAAGCACAAGGAGGUCUUCUUUGUGAUUAGACUCAUCGCAUCCAACAUUGCGUCCAACUUGCCUUCGAUAUCGGAUCCAGACGGACUCAUUCAGUGUGAUCUAAUGGAUGGACGUGAUGCUUUUCUGACCCUGGCACGCGAGAAGCACUAUGAAUUCUCUUCUCUGCGGCGGGCCAAGUUCUCUGCCAUGGCCAUGUUGUACGAGCUGCACAACCAGGGCCAAGACCGGUUUGUCUACACCUGUAACCACUGCAAACAACACGUGGAAACCAGAUACCACUGCACCGUCUGUGAGGAAAAGUUUGGAAAGGAUUAUGAUUUGUGCAUUGCGUGUUACGAAAAGCAAGGUCACCAGCACAAGAUGGAGAAGUGGGGCCUGGGGCUGGAUGAUGGAGAUACAUCCCAGUCCAAUCAGAGUCCACAGGAAGCUCGGCGAUUGUCCAUCCAGCGGUGCAUUCAGUCGUUGGUCCACGCCUGUCAGUGCCGUGAUGCCAACUGUCGUCUGCCCAGCUGUCAGAAAAUGAAACGUGUUGUGCAACACACCAAGAGUUGCAAGAGAAAGACCAACGGCGGUUGCCCCAUCUGCAAGCAGUUGAUUGCUCUUUGUUGUUACCAUGCCAAACACUGCCAAGAGCAGAAGUGUCCUGUGCCAUUCUGUCUCAACAUCAAGCACAAGUUGCGGCAGCAGCAGCUUCAGCAAAGGUUACAGCAGGCACAGAUGCUGAGACGACGAAUGGCAACCAUGCAGAGUAGAGGAAUGACACCCAGUCAGCCAUCACUGCCUCCCCCAAGUGCACCUGCAUCUAUGCCGACUCAGCAAACACUACAGACACGCCCACCAUCCCAAGGGAAACCUGGCAAGCCCACCCAUCCAGGGAAGCCUGGCAGUAUGGCCCCUCCCCCUGCAGCCCCUCCUGCAGCCAUUCAAGCUGCGGAGGAAGCCAAGAGAGCCGCAGCACUGGCUGCAGCACAGCAAGGUGGCUUUGGGCGAGGCAUGCCUAACCAGGGACAGCAAAUGCCUCCCCCACAACUCAACAUGCCAAACCUUCAGCAGCAAAUGCAACAACAGCAGCAGCAACAACAACAGCAGCAGCAGCAGCAGAGGCCAUUGGCACAGCAGCAAAUGGUGCAGCAGUCUAUGCCUAACCAGUCUCCCAUGCAAAGAUGGCCCGGUGUAUUCCAGCAGCAGAGUCAGGCGGGCAUGCAGCCGCAGCAACAGCAGCAAGGUAUGCAGGGGAUGAUGCAGGGUCAACAAGUCAACCCUGCAGCAUUACAAGUACAACAAGGCAUUCGCAACCAGUUCCCUGCCCAGGCCCUGCAACAGCUGGUCCAAACUCUGAAGUCUCCUAGCUCACCACAGCAGCAGCAGCAAGUGCUAAGUAUCCUCAAGUCCAACCCACAACUGAUGGCAGCCUUCAUCAAGCAGAGAACACAGCACCAACAGAUGCAACAGCAGAUGCAGCAGCAGCAGCAACAGCAGCAGCCAGGACAGCCUAUCCAGCAACAACCCAUGACCCCCCAGCAGCAGCAGCAGUGGCAACAGAUGCGUAUGAGACAGAUGGCACAGCAGAUGCAGAGCCAGCAACAGCAGCAGCAACAACAACAGCAGGCCCAGCAACAGCAGCAGCAACAGUUUCAGCAGAUGGUGCCACCCUUCUCACAGCAGUCUGCACAGCAUAGGAUGAUGGCUGCCCAGCAGCAGCAGAACAUGCCCAUGGCACCGCAACAAGGCAUGAACCAAAUGGGCCAAAUGAACCAGAUGGGCCAGAUGAAUCCCAUGAACCAGAUGGGCCAUGUGAACCAGAUGGCAAACAUGAACCAGAUGGGAGGGAUGAACCAGAUGGGGAUGGGAGGUGCUGAUGGUGGGCCACACUCCCAGAUGCAGCAGAUGAUGCGGCAGCACCAGUUCCAGCAGGGGGCCAUGAUGCAGCAGCUGCCGCAGCAGCAGGUGCAACAGCUGAAGCAACAGAUGGCCUCCUCCAUGGGCCCUGGCCAGUCUAUGAGCCCACAACAAGCCAUGCUCCCACCACAGUCCCCACACGCGGCCCAGCAGAUGAGAUCGCCACAGGGCGGCAACCCUAUAGCAAGCCAGGUGAAGUCCCCUCAGCCCACCCCGUCUCCGCGCCCCCAGUCCCAUCCCGCGCCUUCCACGCCUCAGAUGUCUCCCAUGCACCCUCAGAACUCGCCUCAUCCCGGGGUGGCUGGGCCACACCAACCCGAUCAAAUGCAAACAGAACAACCCAUGCUACCACAGAUGCAGCCGACCUCUCAAAACAUGGGGCAACUGGAAGGGCAACAAAACACUGAGGAGUCGGACAUGGCACCUUUGACACCACAAGAUCAGUUAACAAGAUUUGUGGAGACAUUAUAGUGGUGCAAGUGGUACAGCAGCUUGUAGCCUAUAAUCUAAAUGGGUCCGCUCAAUCUUUUUCAGAGUCUAUCUUGAGAGAAGAAGUAUGUUUUAUUAUUGAUAUUUUAUUUUAUAUUUUUUGCCUCCCACCACAAGACGUUAAAUUUAGGUAUGAAGUGUUGGAAACUGAUUCAGGAGGAAUGGAUUUUUGUAGGUAAAAAUACUUUUGUGAAAUGAUGAUAACAUAAUUUGUAUAGUUAGCAAAGUUGAGUGUUUUCUCCACUUCUGUGACUUAAAAAAAACAACUUCUACCAUGUUGUGUGUUAAAGAAGUUUGUUUAAGGGUCCCAUGAUAGCUUUUACUGUCUAGGAGGGUGCCAGAUGUAUAAACAUUGAUGGUAAGCCACAAGCAAUCAUUUUUUAGCUCUCCUGCGUCAUAUUAUAGAGAAACGUGGAGCAGAAAAGUAGUACAAAUCAUGCAGACUGAAUGGUAUUUGAAGAGCUCUUGCUGUAGGCAAAGGGCAUCUGUGUACAUAGGCAUGCCCAGUGGAUUCUGGAAGUACGUACCACCCAGCCAGAGAUAAGUGUUAAGAUGAUGUGGCCAGUGGCCAGGUGUGUGCAGAUAACAGGAGUACCUGCAUAUGUAAGGAGGGUGUACAGACCCGUGUCUCCAGUCUGGACCAACUGUUCCAUUUCAUCCUGUGAAAAAAAAUAACAAAACAAACCUUGUGUAUAUAAAUGAUGGAAAGGUCUUCACUCUACUGUGUGUUAUUUAAUACCUGAUCUAUCAAAGAAAGGGGUUGUGCUAGGUUGCACUUUAAGCAUUGGCUAUUAUUGGGUGUGCUUAACUUAAAAAGAACAUGUGGCUAGAGAUAUUUAAAACACUCAAAUGGCCAAGGGUUUCUAUGUUUUCUGUUUUGUAUGUAACUGCCUUGAAGAUUAAGAUCACAUGCUCUGUACAUGGCCAUGUUGCAGCAGUAUUUUAUACACUAGUUUGUUAAAAUGGACGGGUUUGGGGAUCGUAGUUUGUAAAGAUAGCUAAAUUGUGCACUAGAUAUGUAUGAAGCCGCUCACACAUUUGAGUCCACAUCUUCAGUUAUUCUCCAAACAUGCCAAUGACGUAGCAUACCAGUGAGGCAGCUUUCACUUGACGCUUAGGACUGUCUUGUUGUUUUUGUCCCACAACACUUUUUGCAGAGGAAAUCAACGUGAGCAAGCCAACUUCUUAUAGAGCUGUCUGUUUGGCUGAGAAAUGCUUGUAUUUAGCUUCAGCCAGGAAUUGCAUCCUUUGGUUUGGUUGCAAUAUCUGAAGACCUCAAUUUUAGACCAAUCUCAGCAGUGUUUAAGGAAUGUAAAAUGUUUCAAACAUUAAUUUCAUAAUAAAAAUUUAUAUACUGUGUAAUAAAUGUAAAGAACACUCUGAAA
Messenger RNA from Branchiostoma floridae (Florida lancelet), 9235 nucleotides. Its product is annotated as CREB-binding protein-like. Gene Ontology annotation, biological process: positive regulation of transcription by RNA polymerase II. Gene Ontology annotation, cellular component: nucleus; histone acetyltransferase complex; transcription regulator complex. Lineage: Eukaryota; Metazoa; Chordata; Leptocardii; Amphioxiformes; Branchiostomatidae. The transcript is spliced from 31 exons. The record is from RefSeq and is a predicted model, not a curated record. The coding region runs from base 495 to 7832 and encodes 2445 amino acids. Gene Ontology annotation, molecular function: chromatin DNA binding; histone acetyltransferase activity; zinc ion binding.